GUUUUGUCAAUCGAUCAUAUUUAAAAAAAGAACCUAAAUUCCAAAGCAAAAAGGACGUCAAUUGAUAUAGCGUCAUGAACGUAAUGGAGGCAACGAUCUUUCGUGAAGCGAAAAAAAUACGAUAUUUUGUCUAAUUGAUACAUAAACCUGUGCAUUUUUAUGGUUAUUUGGAUUGCAGUGAGUGAUUAUCAAAAAUAUAUGGAUACCCACAUAUGGCAAAACUGUUCAGACAACCUCGUUCUGACAUUGAACGAUGAUUGCAACGAGAUAAACUAUAUUGCUACCUACAAAUAACGCUGUUCACUAUUGAUUGCAAUCGGCAAGAACCGCAAGUUAAUGGUUUGGAGGGAACAUAUUCAUUGUGAACCAGCAAAUGAAGGUAUGGCUUCAGAUCAACCUGUGAAAAAGAAGCAGAGGAUUGAUGCUCCUGAUAUUGACGAUGGGAGUGACCGUUCCGCUGAGGACGUUCUCACUGACAUAUAUGAUUCUGGAACCCCUGUGGAAGUCGGUGAAGAGUUUCCUUCCCGAAACGGCGAGUCUCCAGACAGUGGGACCGUAAGCGAAGAUGCGGUUGAUUGUUCAGCUAUUUUAAGGCUCCCUAAUGACAGCAGCACAGAUAUUAUACCAUCAUGUUCAAGUUCAGCACCUCAUUGGAGCUCUGCUGAUGACAAACUCCUUUCUGAGCUAAGAUUACUUCAGGAUGCCCUUGUAGGUCAAUGUUUGUGUAGGUUUGAUGAAAACCUAGUGACUCAAUUGUUUGACAGGCAGCUUAACAUAGUAUCAUGGCCAUUGACCUGUUCAUUGACAUAUCUAUCGACUAUGCAACUCAUGUUUGAUAUUUAUUUGAAGCAAAACAGCACGGGUACCAUAUGUUCAAAGGUAAUGCAAGCGUGUGACAUUUUUGUUAGAAACCAACAUGACUGGAUUACUGAAGUCGUUGAAUUAGCUGAUCAUAAAAGUAAAUUCAUUACUUUUGUGGCUAGCAGAGUGCUAGCCAGCUUUUUAAUAGUUUCUAAGGAUACAGUAGAUGAGAAUUGGCUUCAACAGAUAGCUGAAAACAUUUAUUUAUUUGAUAGAAUCAACAGGAUAACAGUACAAAAGAUAAAUUUCAGUCUAGAUAUCAUAAAAAGGAUAGUGGAAUGGAAAGAUGUGGAGCAACAUCCAUUAGAAGACAGCAAUUAUAUAAAUUCAGCUGGAGGUAUGCAUGUACAGGAGGAUAAUCCCUUCAGGAGUAGUGUAGGUUACGGUGCUAGCAGUAAUAAUUCAGAUACUCCAUCCUCAAGUUCACAGAGUAGUAAUUUGCAUAAUGCAUUCUCUAAUUUGCAAACACAUAGUACCACCCCUUCUACAUCCACGGAAGACAGGUCACAUGAGGAGAGGCCAACAACUUUCAAAUUACACGAACCAGUUCUAAAACUGUCAGUGGAACCUCAGUCCAGUAUAGACUUAGAUGAUUCUGCAUCCCCAGAACCCCUACAAUCAAGGAUAGAGAGGGUUAAUGAGAAUGGAUGUGUCACUGUUAUCUUAACAGAUUCGGAGUCAUUCGACACAUCUCACAUAAAAUGUUUAACAAUUAAGACUUUGGAACACCACUGGCCAGUCCUAGUGAAUAACAUGAAACUCCUGCUACUAAGGUACCUGAAUCUAGCGAAUGCUGAAAACUGUAUACUUACAUUCUUCUCUUUGUGGGAGAAUAUCAUUAGUGUAAAAGCAAAUCUCUCUGUUAUAGAUACAAAACCCUUUUAUGCUGAUCUGCAAGGGUUUGUUGAUUUACUGAGGAAUACCAUGCUUCCAUAUCUUAUAUAUACUCAUUUAUUAAGUCUUUUCAAUGAAGUUUUGUGUUAUGGUUCAACUUUAGCUUUGCAGGACAUAUUACCUGAGGAAAUAUGUUGUUUAGCUCACUCCAUUGUGAGAUUUGUGAAAGAUUUCAGGCUUCUAUCAGAUGUAAGAGUACAGAGUAGUAGAAGUGGUUUUGGAUUUUUGGGUCACAACUGUCGCAUCAUACGUGAUUAUUCCUUGGGGCCUGAAGUUUCUCCGUUAUCUACAAUGAUACAACUAGUGGAUCAAAGUUACGGAGAGGAUGACCAUGAGGAUUCAACACAGCCAAGAAAUGAAGUUGAUAAAACUAUGCUGCAGAGAAUGUCUUUAUUAGUCCUGAAAUCAGUUGCUGUUACUGUUAAAGAGAUGCGUUGUGACUCAUCAGAUAGUUCAAUUGAUUCAUCAGACUAUAAUGCGAUACAGGAUAUGCAAAUAGUGGAGAGAUCCAUUAGAGAUGUAUUGAAAAAGCUAGAUGUGUUCAUUAGGAACAGCUUGGAGUUUCAUCCGGAGACACCAUUCACGAAAAUGUUGAUCCAUCUCUUCAGUGAGCAGGAUGAUUAUUUGAUUGAAUCAAUGGUGUGCACAUUAGACAUUACAUGUGGUAUAGUUUACAGAAACUCUAUGUAUCCAGAUCUUAUACCUAUGUUGAAUCCCAUCUCUUCUUUCAUUGAGUUUCUCAAAGUUGUAUCUCAUGAUAGUGAUGUGUUACUAGAUUAUCUAGUUAGUAAUGAGACCUGUUUUCUGCUGUACCUGCUUAGGUUCCUGAAAUAUGUGAGGAGAAAUUGGCCCAAGUUCUUAGACACUUGCCAGCAGGCAGACUCAGGGGGCACAAGGGGUUUGGAUGAUACAAUGAGAGUUUUGAUCAGACUAAGAUUGCAGAUAAGUCGAUUGGUGUCCAAGUCAUUGUUUCCUUAUAACAUUGGCCCAGUUUUAAGGUUACUUGAGGUAUGUGAGAGUCUAUAUGAAGGAAAUGAGUUUAGCUGAAUUUUGAGAUGAAUUCAGUGUACAUAAGGCAUAUUGUGACAUGUCAUUAGCCAAUUUUGAUGAUCAACUUGCAAGUUCAUUUUGUUGGUAGAAUGUAAAUUUAUAAAUAUUUAAGACAGCUGAUGUAAUCACAGUCCAAUCGUCACCCACUGUUUGAGUACUUAAAUGAUUUUUGAUCAAGACUGCCAACUUGUGUUACAUUCCAAAAUUUCUUGAGUAUAAUAAGAUGGUGUAUUUGAUGUAGGUAUAAUGCAUAUUAGGUAAUUUUAACUUAUAUUAGUCGUAGCAGCUGAAAUGUGUAAUAAUUUAAAUUAUAUUAAUUAUUUCUAACUGUUAAGUAUUUUAUGAUGUCUUCCUUUAUUAUUAUAUUGUAAAUCGUAAAUUAUACAAAUUAUUGUGUAUAAUUUUUAUAGAAUAUACAAAAUAUGACUGGAAAUAUCUCAACUCAUAAAUCAUAACUGUAUGUGCCUUAAAAUAACAUAAGGGUGCUUAUAAAUAGAAAAUAGAUAAAUGUGUUAUUACACAAAUAUUUAAAUUACCAGAAUUAAAAUUUAACAUUCACCAGCAUAAUAUUUUGUUUUUAAUUUUGAUACAUUUUCUUUUAGGCAAGGCUUAGCAAUGAUUUAUUAUGAUUAUGAGUAAUGGUUGUAUUAUAUUAUAAUAAUAUUAUAACAUAGAAUUAAUUUUACAUUUAAUAAUGCGGGUCUUAACAUUUUCCUAACUAAAUUAUUUUCUGUACCCAUGUAAAUAUGGCCAUCAUACAAUUUAACUUAAAUGUUGUAAGUAACUGUAAUCAGUAUUAAUACAAUAUCAUAAUUUAUCUGAAAUAAUUAAUCUAAGAUGUAAUUGCCAAAUUAAUUUCUGCUAUUUACGAAAUGUUUUAGUUAAAUUAUGCCCAAAAAUAUAAAUUACAAAAAAACAUAUUUGCUUUAAGACAGAUUUGGUGAUGACCAAAAGUAAACUAUACAAAUAAUACAUAUUUAUAAAAUAGCUAAUCUAUUUUAUAGAGAAUGAAAUAUUUUUGACUAGCUAUCUCUAUAGCUAGUCAAAAAUACAUAACAAAUAUAUAAAUAAAAUACUGUUCUAGCUGAAGAAGAGUCUUUAUGCAGCUAGACCAGUAUUUUAUUUAUUUUCCAGCAUUUGUUAAAUAUUAAAAUCAAACGUUUUAUUUUAUAAUGCAAUUUAAUGAAUGAAAAAUAAUCCUUACAGAAAUACAAUACUAACCAAUUAUGGCAUUAUUAGAAAACCACCCUUAGUAAUUAUUAUUCUUAAUUUGUAUUUCAGAUCUGUCUUAAAGCUGAUUUUGUCUAAUUCUGAUCAAAAUAUUGUUUUGACCACUACAGGAUCACUAUUAUUUUUAGCUUUAAGUGAAAGCAACACAACAGACUGUUAUGUAGGUAUAUUAGUAUGUCCACUUUGUUAAUACAUGUUUAGAUGUAAGCUGUUGUACAUUAUUCAUAAUUUUUCUAACUGCACAAAAGAAUCUCAGAAAAUCCGUUGAUUUAUGGGCAGGCAGUGCCGAAAUAUUGUAAUUAACAUCAAAUUUAUUAACCAUUAAAAUACAAAUAAAAUAUCUUGCCAGUUAAUUUUAAUUAAAUUACAAGGUUCUUUUGGAUGCUAUUAAUUUCAUUUAAGAUAUUUUCAAAUUUUGUUAAAAGUAGGUUUAUGAAUGGUAUUCGGGUGCACACGCCAUUUGGCAUUUUGUCUAUAGCUAGUCUAAAAAAUUGGUGCGGGCCACAUUGAUAGCUAAACGAGAUCUGGGGGUCUCAAAUAACGAGUGCAUGUUCCAUAUAAUUUACAUUGCACACUGUUUUCCCUUCAUUACAUUUUUUAUAGUUAAAAAAUUCUGACGUCGUCAUUAAAAAUUUGCAUCUUUAUUGAAGAUAGUAUAUUUAAAAAUGUAUAAUAUACAUAUAUUUAAAGUUAGUUUGUUUAGGGCUUUGAUAUACAUUAUCAAAGCCCUGAACAAACUAACUUUAAAUAUUUUAAAAUAUGCUGUUUUUUUAUAAUAUGUUGCUUAUUUUUAAACUCUUGCCCCUUAUUAAUAAACAUGGAGUAAGCUUCAGACUAGUGUUGCCCUGUUUAGUUUGUAUCACUCAAGUGCUAGUUUUUAUUUAAUGAACAGAUACAAAACAUAAAUAAAAGUUUAUUUGCAUGAAAAAUUGUUUGUUACAGUUCGUAAAUAAUAUAUAGUUCCAUAUGUUUCGCACUCGGAAGAGCAUGUAAAAUACUAAUAAAUUAUUAAAAAAAAAUGAGUAAUAGUUGCAUUCCAAUAAUUACAAUUAUUUUAAUUAAUAUAACAUAGAGUAACUCAUCCAAGCUUAUUCUUCGUUUAUUAAUAAUGGGGUAGAAGUUGCCGUUAGCUUUCAAUGUGGCCUGCGCUUUGCUGCAGUGACUAAUCGAUUUCCUAUAAUUGUAUCUACCUCACUGCGCGUUUUUUCCUCCUAAAUGUAUUGCACAACAACGCCUCUAACAGGCACUACAAGAACUAAAAGGAACUAAGUACUUAACUAUUCAGAAACAAUGAAUAGGUACUCGUAAAUGCCCUGAUAGAGCCCACUGGGUCUUGGCUAUUUAUAUGGACACCAUGAUAAAAUGCUAAUGUGCGCGUCCACGCGAUGUUAUACCCAUAUAAAAAUCUUAACUCAAAUUAAUUUAUUGGCUUUCCUUUUAUUUGUCUAAUUAAAAAUAAGUUUGCGUAAAAUUUUUCAACGUUUAGCUAAGGCUCAAUUUAUACCGACGCGGAAUGUAAUAGAAGCGAAGUUAUUCAACGGAAUUUUGAAUAGUAAUAAUCAACUUUAUGUCAAUUAUGUAACAUUUUCCCUAGAAUGUUUCGGGCAGGACUCGAACCUGCGUCUUCCGCUUUCCGGAUGGAUACACUAACGGUAACAGUAGUAUAGCGGCUAGUGCAUCCGCCUGGACAGGAACACGCAGGUUCGAGCCCUGCCUGAGACCAUGAUCGAAAUAAUCUAGGAAAAUCUGCUGUGUUUAUACCGCAGUAGGACUACUAGGAAAUAGGCAUUUAAAAUGUAAUAAUUUAGGGCUAAUUAGGGCUGCGAGGAAACAUAUAAACUUAACGAGCUAAAAACUAAGGAAAUUCGCAGAAGACGUGUGACUUGUUUAGGCUCGUAUUUAGUUUGUAGAAGUCGAAGUGCGUUGAAGGAAAUUUUAGAAGCAGAUAUAGCAAUUUCCCCCUUAUUUCCGUAACGCAAUGCGGAAUGUGUGCAUUGCGUUACGGAAAUAAGGGACUAAAUUAUUACAUUUUAAAUGCCUAUAUCGGAGCUGAUAAUCAGCUGACUUCGCGUCUUUCUUUCUCUGAAGGCUCUGUUACGUUUACGAAAAUUCUCUUCGAAGCGUUUCAACUCGGCGCUAGUAUUAAUUGACCAUUAUGCGAUUGACAUAAAGUUCAUUAUGUUAUGUACAAUUUCGUUGUAAAAAAUUCAUUCCUUCCAUUCCGCGGCGGUAUAAAUGAGCGUGAUGUUUUACGAUUUAAGAGCUACCAUAGGACGUUACACCAUGUUAUUUGCAACUGAAAAUUACCCCCGAGUGCAGGUUCAUGUAAAACUUGCACCCGUGUUAUUGUUAGGUAUCAAUUUAAUUUAAAAUAAAAGCAAUAAAAAGAAGUUUUUUUGUAUGUGAUGGCAUUUAUGGUUUCAUUUAUAAAAUCGGUUCAGUAUCAGUUUUACUGCCAAAACUGGUGCGGUAAACCCGUUUCUGAGUUAGAAAUAAAGGUUCACUGCUCGUUCCCCGUAAGGGAUAGCGUGAUAAUAUGUAGCCUAUAUGUUGACCCGACUUAAUAAUAUUCGUGCCAAAUUGGAAGUAGCUCCAUGCAGUAUUUUUUGAGUUUAUCCCGGACACAAUUAGAUGACAUUAAAAAGGAUGGCGCUGUUGAAGAAAUGCAUAUUAUUUAGUAGAUACAUAAAGUCCCUUACCUGUAGGAAACUUUAUAAUUUGCAAUAAGUGGGAAAGAGUAAUAGGAAAUAAAAAGGGUUAUUUACACUUUCGUUUAAAAAAUCAAAAGCCUUAUUUAUAUUUUCCCUAAAAUUAGUUCCGAUGCCACGCGCCGCGAGAUUCGCACUGUAAGCUUGCAUAAGCUAAGCAUUUAUGCUUGCGCGAUGAAUUCACGCCAAUAACUAGCGACGCCGACGCUCCUGACCUUAGAAAAGAACACCUGAACGUUAAAAAAAUAUGAAAGGACACCUCAUUAUUACAGUGGCGCCAACUGGUGUCAUGAAUUUUCUUGAAAAACCUCAUUGAUACGUGAAUGACUAGGUAGUUGUAGGUACUCUUUUCUUUAGUUCUGGACAGGGAGCAAGAAAAUAGAGAGCAGCUAAUUAUCAAGUUGAUAGCUGAUUUGUUGCAAGUGAACCCUAGCUGCGUAAGGAUGAGACCCGUCUUUCCCAUUGAGCACUUUGGGUAAGUGCCCAGGGCCUCCUCAGAUCAAAUACAAAAUCCCUAGUUCCUGUUAAAUCACCAAACGGAAGUCAUAGGGGCCCCAUUAUCCUAAUAUGCCCAGGGCCAAUAGGUCAAAGACGGCACUG
Chilo suppressalis (striped riceborer) is the source of this 7343-nucleotide messenger RNA. NCBI's taxonomy places the organism in Eukaryota, Metazoa, Arthropoda, Insecta, Lepidoptera, Crambidae. The record is from the annotation of a GenBank genome assembly.